Diachasmimorpha longicaudata is the source of this 2155-nucleotide messenger RNA. RefSeq names its product T-cell activation inhibitor, mitochondrial. The coding region runs from base 368 to 1840 and encodes 490 amino acids. The record is from RefSeq and is a predicted model, not a curated record. Gene Ontology annotation, cellular component: mitochondrion. The transcript is spliced from 8 exons. Lineage: Eukaryota; Metazoa; Arthropoda; Insecta; Hymenoptera; Braconidae.
CAUGCGCACUUCCACCUCGGAAGAUCAAAUCAUCCCCCACCUCUAGCUGAAUCAGCUGUCGUCGUAAAAAUAACAACAAUGGAGUGGGGCGUAUGCUCUGUCGAGGAUGAAAUCGUGUGAGCAUGUGAAACAUUAAUUUUCGAGGUAAAACAUAUUGGAAUACUCGUCAGUCGUCAUUCUUGCACGUGAUAAUUCCCAGCCAAGAAGACAAGGAAGUUUAACAAUUCUCGUUUUAUUAACGCUCCGAUGAUUGUUCAACUGCAGAAAGCUCAUGCGUCAGUGUGGUGGGGGUGGAGUAAACAAAGCUGUUAAUGGGUUAUUUAUUCUCAGUUGAAAGGUCUCUGCAUACUUUAUCGGACAGUGUUGAAUGAAAUUUUUAAACGUCGAUAUGUUGUUGUCGGUUAAAAGAUGCUUUUGCAUGAGAGACUCGGUCAGAGCGCUUAGCAGCGGCGAGGUCUCCACUGCCCUCAGGCCCUUUUACUUCACUGUACAUCCGGAUUUAUUUGGACAAUAUCCGACACAAAGGACUGUCAACGAAAAUUCCCUGAAGCAGUUAAGCUCUGUUAUCGAAUGCCUUCAGCAACGGAGGCCAAUUAAUCCCAUGACACUACCGUUUUAUUUACGCUCCAAGGAUGAAAGAGAAGUGAAGGCUGGGAAGUUUACACUUGUGAAGAUACAGCUCAAUGACAAAGACCUGAAGAAGACGAUAAUAUCUAUUUUGAAGACCUGUAAUUUGCCCACGACCUUCGUGGAGAAGAUUGAGGAGCCGGUCAGAACUACCAAGAAAGAGAAGAACUUCUGGGAGGCGAGGGGGGGCUUCGGGAGAGGGGUGGACUUCACUGAUCUCGAGGAUGAUCCGCUCUAUCAGUCGAUUUUCAUGAGGCGGACGAUGAAUUCAGAGCCUGACACUUUCAAGGCAUAUUUAGAUAAACACGUAAAUGAAGCUCACGUAAAGCUGGAGGCCUGCAGGCCAGUGAGGGAGGAAGUCAAGAAGUUGGAAAAAAUUCUGUGCGAGCAGCUGGGGCUCAGGGACAUCUUCUGGGAUUGCGGCUGGAAUAUCGCGCACUACCGGGGGUGUCUCCUGGCCUUCCAGAACCUCGCGAGACAUCAUCCCGAGCAGAUGGAGAUCCUCAGGGAGAGGACACUGGUAUUUGCCAAUGACACUGGGAUCAGUUCUGAGGGAAAUGUUCUGUUGAAUUCUGGAGAAGUUAGACAUAACUGGCUGGAUAUGAUUAGGAAUAUUCCGAAGCACGAUCUCAUUCUCCGACGUCUACCAGCUUUUGAGAAGGCUGUCUCUCGGGUUCUUCUAGAUAUAAAAAUUGGCAGAAGGAAAUUCAUGCCGAAGGUCAUGGUCGGACAGUACGAGCAUCAACUGAGGCAAUUAACUACUACUCUCUCGGAUUAUCGAGGGAGACCUGGGUACCCGAAGACUUGGCCAUCGAGUUUGGGAUCUUAUGAGUUAGUUAUCGAGGCGGAAGCUGGACCUCUCAUGCUGUCCCCCACAGGACAAUUUAUCGUGCCAUCCUCAUGCCCAGGAUUUUUGCUCGUUACUUUUAUCACUGAAAAUCUGGAUGAGGCGACGAAGAGACUGAAUCACUAUAACAAAAUAAAAUAUGUGGAGAGAGAACUUCACAAUAAGACGAUUAAAGAGCUCUGCUUGGCAGGAUUGAACAAAGACGACAGCAUAACCCCUGACCUUAUGAUCCAGUGCUGUGAGAAACUACUCAAAAAUAAGGAGACACUGAUGCCAAUGCUAGAUGGUGUCAUGCUGUGGGUCACUCACUACUACUCAGUGAUGACAGAUGGUGUGCUGUGCAUUCCAUGGGACUGGAAAUUCUAAGAAUUCCUCGGUCAAUAAAUGAAGUGUUACCUGAAUCACAUUAGUCAAUACAUACUCCAUUUCAUACGAUAUAUUUUUACAUAAUUUUUCGCGCGAGAACUGUAAGCUAUUUUUAUAUUAGAUAUCUAGAUAUUCUAGAAGCGAAUGUAUUACCAGAAAAUUAUAGAAAAUUGAUCAUCUCAGGAUAACAAUUGUCCAUCGAUAUAUGAUAAUCAUGAAAGAUUCUAUUUUUUUUCCAUGUGGAUCGUUGAUUAAAUUGUACAUUGAACAUAAAAAAUGGAAUAUAAAAGUCAUUGAAGAACUUUUAAGAGGAAA